This is a messenger RNA of Chroicocephalus ridibundus (black-headed gull), 2496 nucleotides long. RefSeq names its product fibronectin type III domain containing 4 (gene FNDC4). Gene Ontology annotation, cellular component: extracellular region; plasma membrane. Gene Ontology annotation, molecular function: protein binding. The record is from RefSeq and is a predicted model, not a curated record. Gene Ontology annotation, biological process: negative regulation of inflammatory response. The transcript has 6 exons. The coding region runs from base 375 to 824 and encodes 149 amino acids. NCBI's taxonomy places the organism in Eukaryota, Metazoa, Chordata, Aves, Charadriiformes, Laridae.
GGCGGUGCUGGGCGGAGCGGGCCGGGGGAGGAUCGGGCGGCCGUUCCGCCCCCCCCGCGCUGCGGCCGGGGCUCGGCCCCGCACCGUCCCGCGGCGCAGGGAGCCGGGCCGUGGCCGUGGCCGUCGCCCGGGCCGGGGCCGCAGUCCGGGCCUCCCCUGCGCCGGCCCGCCGCCAUGGCCCGCUUCUCCGCCUUCCUCAACCCCGUCCUGGUGCUCUUCAGCUGCGACCUCUGCCUCGUGCGAGCCAGCCACCAUCCCCCGUCAACGUGACUGUGACACAGCUGAAGGCAAACUCUGCCACAGUCUCCUGGGACGUCCCAGAAGGAGAUGUGGUCAUCGGCUAUGCCAUCUUACAGCAGCGGCAAGAUGGACAGAUGCAGCGGUUCAUCCGGGAGGUGAACACCACCAACCGGGCCUGCGUGCUGUGGGACUUGGCAGAGGAUGCUGAUUACAUCAUCCAGGUGCAGAGCAUCGGCCUCUACGGGGAAAGCCAGGCCAGUAAGCGCGUCCACUUCCGAACCCUGAAGGAGACUGACCGCCUCCCUUCCAACAGCUCCAACCAAGGUGACAUCACCAUGGAAGGGCUGGACAAAGACAGGCAGCUGCAGACAGGCGAGAUUAUCAUCAUCGUGGCUGUGCUGCUCAUGUGGGCAGCGGUGAUUGCCCUCUUCUGCAGACAGUAUGACAUCAUCAAGGACAACGACUCCAACAACAACAAGGAAAAGACAAAGCCCUCCUCAGAGCACAGCACACCAGAGCGACCGAGCGGAGGGCUGCUGCGGAGCAAGAAGAAGUCUCCCUCGGUCAAUAUAAUCGAGGUGUAAGUGCAGCACCACCUCUGCAUCUGGGGUCCUGGGCAUCCUGCCAGAGCCAAAGCAGGCCUUGGAAGAAGAGGCAGCACCAGGUGCCCAGCCUGGAACUCUGCAUGCGAAGAUCCAUGUAUCAGAACUUACGCUUUCCCGAGGGCGCCUGUGCGGGGGUGUGCAUGGAGCCAGCUCCCAGCCGUGCAUGCAGUGCACGGCCCUGCUCAUCCCGCAUGACUGGCCCUGCUCUCCUGCCGCUGCGGAGCGCGGAGCUGAGAACAGGCCAGGGGACACGCCACCAGCCCAGGGGGGCAGAGGGGCUGGUGUGCUGGCCUGGGGGGAGGCAACGUCCCUGCGUGAUGGCUUGGCCAAAGGCCGGGGUGCAACCAUGUGGCACCAGCCGCCUGCCUGCAGGCAGCCGGGAGCAGACCUUGCUCUCAGCUGCUGUGUCGGGGCUCGGAGGGCAGGGGCUGCUCCCCUUGUGGCCCCAAGACUGAGAGGAUGGGCAGUGGGGGCAUUCGCCCGAGCGCUGCCAGGGAGGUUGUGGCCAGGUGGCAGGAGGGUUUGUCUGCAGGGCUGGGCCCAGCGAGCACAGCUGAAGAGGGGAUCCCUGCUGGAGAACAGGGCUCUGCUGCACCCCAUCAUUGCUGUGCAGGGGCUUCAAGGCCUCUCCCUGCUGCAGGGGACAAGAACACAAAUGAGCACAAGGAGCUAGUGCUGCCAUGGCCUGCAGAGUGUGCAGCCAGGCAGGGAGGGCUGGUAGGAGCCGUUCUGUGGGGUGGCAUGAGCCUCACAGAGCUGUGGGAGCCGGCAGUGCCAGGGCAUGGCUGUGGCUUUGCUGUUUCCCUGGUAGGGCACAGUCACGCUGUUUGCGGGGAGCUGCUGGGCACCCUGUGAGCAGAGCGGUGCCUGUGCUGCCCAGAGGAGAAAAUGUGGUGAGGCCAGCAGGGGCUCAGAGGGGCUCAGCAGGAUGCGGCUGCAGAGCUCAUCACUGCUCUGGGGAUAAUUAGCUUCAAAAACACCGCAUCCUGCUCCUGGCUCCUUCUGUCUUGUGGGGGUAUGGUCGCUGAUGAUGCUCCCGCUCCUGGAGCUGGUCCCACAGCCUGCACCAGGGUUGCUGAUGUGGCACAGCCCCAUUGGAAAGGGCUGGCCCUGAAUGCCCGGAGCUGGUGGACUGUUGGCUCGCUGUUACCUGCCCAGUCUGCCUGCUCCUGCAAGGACAAUGUGAGCCAUUGACCACCGUGGGGCUGUGAAGAGGUGAUGUCUGCUCUGUGCUUGUUGCUCCCCAGAGCCUGCAGGCUGAAGUCUGUCACUGGGUAUCCACACUGCCCUGUGGCUGAGGCCAGGCCCGGGCAUGCCCCCUUGCCAGCGGUAGGAGGGAACAGGGACAGGAGGAGACUCUCUGCUGCAGAGAGGCUCUCUGCAGCACCACUGGUGCCCUGGCUCCUGCUCUUCCUCCAUGCUCUGCUCUGCAGCCUGUCACUGAGCUGGGCUGCUGGCUCUGCAGCCCUGGACUCCAGCAUCACAGGAUCCAGCGUCUUCCAGGAAUAAACCUCCAGUAAAGCACUUUCAGGACUCUUCAUUCCAGGUGCUGCUUAGCUCCUGCUGCAGGACUAGGCGGGGAAGGGACAGGAUAAGCAACUCCCUGUGGCAGAGUCUUUUCAAUAAAAGCAUCCUGGCUCAAAGGCAGCGU